AUGCAUAUCCGCACUGCCAUCACCGCGGGCGCGGCCCUUGUCCAGACUGCAGUUGCAGCUUCUGUCCAGGCAAAGAACGUUAUUUAUAUCGUUCCCGAUGGCUACGGGCCUGCGUCGCAGAACAUGGCCCGCGACCUUGUCUCUCUGGUUGAUAGUGGCACGACUGGCAGCAACCCGAAGAUCAAUGAGCUUGCCGUGGACGACCUGGCCAUUGGACGUGUCCGCACCCACUCGGCCAACAAAAUGAUCACCGACUCGGCUGCUUCUGGGACCGCGUAUGCGGCCGGCCACAAGUCCUACAACGGUGCCAUCUCUGUCACACCCGAUGGCCAGCCUGUGGGUUCCAUCCUCGAGGCCGCAAAGCUUGGAGGCUUGAAGACUGGUCUCGUUUCCACCACAUACAUCAGCGAUGCCACCCCUGCAGUCUAUGCAGCUCACGCCGCCAACCGUGCCUCUAUGCCCCUGAUCGCAGAGCAACAGCUCGGCUACAGCCAUCCCCUCGGCCCCAUGGUCGACCUCCUUCUCGGUGGCGGCCGUUGCAACUUCUCGCCAAACACCACCGAGGGAUCCUGCCGUACGGACGAUUUCGACCUGUUGACCUACGCAGAGGAGCAGGGCUUCACGGUCGCCACGGACCGCGAGGAAUUCAAUGCUCUUCAGAAGGGCCAGGGUCGGGUAGAGCUGCCAAUCCUAGGUCUUUUCAGCGAAGGCAACAUGCGCUACGAGAUGGACCGUCGCAUCAUCCAGGACGAACCCUCCCUGCUAGAAAUGGCCGAGACAGCCGUGAAUGCGCUGCACCGCGCGACCCGUCGCCGGAACAAGGGCUUCUUCCUCAUGAUCGAGGCCGCGCGAAUCGACCACGCCGGACACGACAACGACCCGGCCAACCACGCCUCGGAGACCGUCAUGUACAACAACGUGGUGGCUUGGGUGCGCGACUGGAUCGACCGCCACCCGGACACCAUCAUGCUGUCCGCCGCCGACCACGAAACCGGCGGCCUGACCUUGAACGGCUACGACCCGCUCCCUCUGCGCAACGCCACACACUCGCGCGCCUACCUCCAGUCCGUCUGGGACAACGAGCGCCCAGCUGAUGCCGACGAGCGCGACUUCCUCGUCUCCGAGAUUCUCCCGGCGUACGGACUCGAGACCGUCACCGAUGAGGAAAUCCAGACCAUCCUCGACGCGUCCAGUAUCGGGGCCGGCAUCGCCGCCCUUCUGUCCUCUCGCGCUGGCGUCGACUGGUCCACCGGUGGCCACACUUCCGUCGACGUCACCCUGCAUGGUUAUGCCGCUGGCCAGAAGCGUCGUGCCCUGCAGGCAGACCUCGCCGGAGGCUGGGAUAACACUGAGCUGCCUCGCUACAUUGAGGCUGUUCUUGACCUCGACAUGGACGCCGUUACAGAGCGGCUGCAGCAGGCCGCACAGGAGGACUCGUCGUGGCUGGGUCCGCGCGAACUGGUAGCUCGUCGUGACCUCGGCGGUUGCGACCACUACCACUAG
This is a messenger RNA of Aspergillus pseudonomiae, 1503 nucleotides long. RefSeq names its product alkaline phosphatase. Gene Ontology annotation, cellular component: fungal-type vacuole membrane. Bases 1 to 1503 code for a protein of 500 amino acids. The transcript has 4 exons. Gene Ontology annotation, molecular function: alkaline phosphatase activity. The record is from RefSeq and is a predicted model, not a curated record. Lineage: Eukaryota; Fungi; Ascomycota; Eurotiomycetes; Eurotiales; Aspergillaceae. Gene Ontology annotation, biological process: dephosphorylation.